AUGCCCCCUAACCCCCCCGCUCCAACCACCCCCCUUUCGGUCCCUUCCACCCUUUCUACCCCUCCCACUCCGACUCCCGUCUCAUCCCCUCAACCCCCAAAACCUGAGUCUGCUCUUGAUGCGGCCCCCCCGGAACCUUCCCUUAGGUCCCCUCCAGCCUCCCCUCCCAUCUCCACCCGCACUCGGGCUAGGAAACCCUCCCCUGAGUUAGUCUGCCCCCUAAGGGAGGUUGCUGGAGCUGAGGGAGUUGUUCGAGUCCAUGCGCCCUUCUCUCUACAGGACCUUUCCCAAAUUGAGAAACGUUUGGGCUCCUUUUCGGCAAGUCCUGAUAACUAUAUUAAAGAAUUCCAAUAUCUGGCCCAAGCCUAUGACCUCACCUGGCAUGAUUUACAUGUGGUCCAGACCACCACCCUCACCACAGAGGAGAGGGAACGCAUCCAGGCUGCUGCCCGGGAGCACGCAGAUCAGGUCCAUCUCACUGAUGCUGCCAUGCCAGUUGGAGCCCAGGCGGUCCCAGCUGUAGAACCAGGUUGGGAUUAUCAGGAUGGCCAAGAUGGCCGCUGGCGCCAUGACCGCAUGGUCCAAUGUCUCAUAGCCGGCAUGCGGGCAGCCUCUAAUAAGGCCGUUAAUUAUGACAAGAUUAGGGAAAUUGUCCAGGCCCCUGAUGAAAACACCACUAUGUUUCUUAACCGAUUGACCGAGGCCUUAACCCAGUACACUCGCUUGGACCCCGCCUCUCCUGCAGGGGCCACGGUACUGGCUACUCAUUUUAUCUCUCAAUCAGCGCCGGAUAUACGGAGAAAGUUAAAGAAGGCUGAGGAGGGCCCUCAGACCCCCAUUUCUGACUUGGUGAAAAUGGCAUUUAAGGUUUUUAAUUCCCGUGAGGAGGCGGCUGAGCUUAAACGACAAGCCAGACUCCAGCAAAAGGUUCAGUUGCAGACCCAAGCCUUGGUAGCAGCCCUGCGGCCGGCCGGCUCCGGGAGCCAGCAGAGAGGGGCAACCAACUGCACCCCCCCGGGGGCCUGUUUCAAAUGCGGGGCUGAGGGUCAUUGGGCUCGCCAGUGCCCCAAUCCAAAGCCGCCAACUCGGCCUUGCCCUCAAUGCCAUUUGAUGGGCCACUGGAAAUCCGACUGCCCUAACCUCGGGGUAUCUUCGGCGCCUCAACGUGGGGGACCCCCCGAGACAGUAAGUCCGGCCUUUCAACUGCUUGGAUUGGAGGACGACUGACGAAGCCCAGACUUGGCCACCCCUCUCACCCAUGCCGAGCCCAGGGUUACGCUCCAGGUAGCGGGUUGGAUCGAGGCAUACCCCACGGCUCGGGAAACAGCGGACGUGGUGGCU
Molecule: messenger RNA, 1341 nt
Organism: Neogale vison (American mink)
Lineage: Eukaryota; Metazoa; Chordata; Mammalia; Carnivora; Mustelidae
Exons: 2
Coding region: 1-1227 (408 amino acids)
Biological process (GO): virion assembly
Molecular function (GO): nucleic acid binding; zinc ion binding
Source: RefSeq, a predicted model, not a curated record